Messenger RNA from Lagopus leucura (white-tailed ptarmigan), 8290 nucleotides. RefSeq names its product teneurin transmembrane protein 1 (gene TENM1). Lineage: Eukaryota; Metazoa; Chordata; Aves; Galliformes; Phasianidae. Gene Ontology annotation, molecular function: protein heterodimerization activity; cell adhesion molecule binding; protein homodimerization activity. Gene Ontology annotation, biological process: neuron development; signal transduction; heterophilic cell-cell adhesion. Gene Ontology annotation, cellular component: membrane; neuron projection. The coding region runs from base 123 to 8240 and encodes 2705 amino acids. The record is from RefSeq and is a predicted model, not a curated record. The transcript is spliced from 31 exons.
GGAGAAUGUGAUUUUGAAGUGAUGUGGCAGAGUGAUCACAGGAGAUGCUAAUGUAAUUAGGAGUCCUUCUUUAAGGAAUUCCAGUUGCUUGUUUUCAUGAUUUUGAGCCUAUUCAGCCAGAGAUGGAGCAGAUGGAUUGCAAACCCUACCAGCCACUGUCAAAAGUUAAACAUGAAGUGGAUCUAACUUACACAAGUUCUUCAGAUGAGAGUGAAGAUGGCAGAAAGCAAAGGCAGUCUUAUGACUCAAGAGAAACUCUGAAUGAAUACAGCCAAGAGCUAAGACUGAACUACAACAGUCAAAGCAGAAAAAGAAAAAAUAUUGACCAAUCCACACAAGACAUGGAAUUCUGUGAGACACCCCAUAUUCUGUGCUCUGGCUACCAAACAGACUUACAUGGUGUAUCAGAGCACAGCUACCCACUAGAGGUGGGCUCAGACGUGGAUACUGAAACCGAAGGUGGAGCAUCACCAGAUCAUGCCCUGAGGAUGUGGAUGAGGGGGAUGAAGUCAGAACACAGCUCCUGUCUGUCAAGCCGGGCCAACUCAGCAUUGUCCCUGACUGACACUGACCAUGAGAGGAAGUCUGAUGGGGAGAAUGACAUGCCGGGGAGCCCGCACAACCAGUUCACAUUCAGACCUCUCCCACCACCGCCUCCGCCGCCACACGCGUGCACCUGCACCAGGAAACCACCACCGGCGGCCGACUCUCUCCAGAGGAGAUCAAUGACGACCCGCAGCCAGCCCAGCCCUGCUGCCCCAACGCCCCCCACCAGCACACAGGAUUCUGUGCAUCUCCAUAACAGCUGGGUCUUGAACAGCAACAUACCGCUGGAAACCAGGCAUUUCCUAUUUAAACAUGGAUCGGGGUCUUCAGCAAUCUUCAGUGCAGCCAGUCAGAACUAUCCUUUAACAUCCAAUACUGUUUACUCUCCACCUCCUAGGCCUCUUCCUAGAAAUACCUUUUCUAGACCUGCCUUCACUUUUAGCAAACCUUACAGGUGUUGCAACUGGAAGUGCACUGCUCUGAGUGCUACUGCCAUUACGGUUACGCUGGCAUUGUUGCUGGCCUAUGUUAUCGCAGUACACUUGUUCGGUUUAACCUGGCAGCUACAGCCUGUUGAAGGGCAGCUGUAUGAAAAUGGAGUUAGCAAAGGAAAUAAGGGAGCAGAAUCCACGGAUACUACUUUCUCACCGAUCGGAGGAAAAGUUUCUGAUAAAACAGAAAAAAAAGUGUUUCAGAAGGGACGGGCCAUAGACACAGGAGAAGUUGAGAUUGGAGCACAAGUUAUGCAAACAAUCCCACCCGGCUUAUUCUGGCGCUUUCAGAUCACCAUCCAUCACCCUGUGUACCUGAAAUUUAACAUUUCACUGGCAAAGGAUUCUCUGCUGGGAAUUUAUGGCAGAAGAAACAUUCCACCUACUCACACUCAGUUUGAUUUUGUAAAAUUGAUGGAUGGAAAGCAGUUAAUUAAGCAGGAACCAAAAAACUCAGAGGAGCCUCAGCAAGCUCCCAGGAAUCUGAUCUUAACUUCACUACAAGAGACAGGCUUCAUUGAGUACAUGGAUCAAGGUGCUUGGCAUAUGGCAUUUUACAACGAUGGAAAGAAAGUGGAGCAAGUGUUUGUGCUGACCACGGCAAUCGAAGUCCUGGAUGACUGCUCUACUAAUUGCAAUGGGAAUGGAGAAUGUAUCUCGGGGCACUGCCACUGUUUCCCAGGAUUCCUUGGUCCGGAUUGUGCAAAAGAUUCCUGCCCGGUGCUCUGUAGUGGAAAUGGAGAAUAUGAGAAAGGUCACUGUGUGUGUCGAAAUGGGUGGAAAGGACCAGAGUGUGAUGUUCCUGAGGAACAGUGUAUCGACCCGACCUGCUUUGGCCACGGCACCUGUAUCAUGGGAGUCUGCAUCUGCGUCCCUGGAUACAAAGGGGAGAUCUGUGAGGAAGAGGACUGCCUGGAUCCGAUGUGCUCCGGUCACGGCGUGUGCGUUCAAGGGGAGUGCCACUGCUCCGCGGGCUGGGGCGGCGUGAACUGUGAGACAUCACUGCCCAUCUGCCAGGAGCAGUGCUCAGGGCACGGCACCUUCCUCCUGGACGUGGGGCUCUGCAGCUGUGAGCCACAGUGGACGGGUUCUGACUGCUCUACAGAGCUGUGUACCCUGGACUGCGGCAGCCACGGUGUGUGUUCGAGAGGAAUCUGCCAGUGUGAGGAGGGCUGGGUGGGACCCACCUGUGAGGAGCGCACCUGCCAUUCCCACUGCGCUGAGCACGGGCAGUGCAAAGAUGGGAAGUGUGAGUGCAGCCCCGGAUGGGAAGGGGACCACUGCACCAUUGAUGGCUGCCCAGGUCUCUGUUAUGGAAAUGGCAGGUGUACUCUUGAUCAGAACGGAUGGCACUGUGUCUGUCAAGUGGGCUGGAGCGGCUCAGGAUGUAAUGUUGUCAUGGAAAUGGUGUGUGGGGAUAACCUGGACAAUGACGGAGAUGGCUUGACAGACUGCGUAGACCCUGACUGCUGCCAGCAAAACAACUGUUAUGUGAGUCCUCUCUGCCAGGGUUCGCCUGAUCCCCUUGACCUUAUCCAACACAGCCAACUGCCUUUCUCUCAGCAUCCUCCAAGGCUCUUUUAUGAUCGAAUCAGAUUUCUUAUUGGGAAGGAAAGCACUCAUGUGAUCCCAGGAGAUAUCUCAUUUGAGAGCAGACGUGCAUGUGUCAUUCGUGGCCAGGUGGUAGCAAUAGAUGGAACUCCUUUGGUUGGUGUGAAUGUCAGCUUUCUACACCACAAUGAGUAUGGAUAUACCAUCAGUCGACAAGAUGGAAGUUUCGACCUUGUGGCUGUGGGAGGCAUCUCUGUCACCCUGGUUUUUGACAGAUCUCCUUUCGUAUCUGAAAAAAGGACACUUUGGUUGCCUUGGAAUAGAUUUGUCAUUGUAGACAAAGUUGUAAUGCAAAGAGCAGAGUCAGAUAUACCAUCUUGUGACGUCAGUAGUUUCAUCAGUCCAAAUCCUAUUGUACUCCCUUCACCCCUGACAGCAUUUGGAGGCUCCUGUCCAGAAAGAGGAACUGUUAUUCCAGAGCUACAGGUGGUCCAGGAGGAGAUCCCAAUUCCUUCCAGUUUUGUGAAGCUGAGUUAUCUCAGCAGUCGAACGCCGGGGUACAAAACUUUGCUGCGCGUUAUUCUGACGCACACAACCAUCCCUUCUGGAAUGACAAAAGUACAUCUGAUCAUUGCUGUUGAGGGACGCCUGCUUCAGAAAUGGUUUCCUGCUGCAGCCAAUUUGGUCUACACAUUUGCCUGGAAUAAGACAGAUAUAUAUGGACAGAAGGUUUCUGGUCUGGCAGAAGCUAUGGUGUCGGUGGGAUAUGAAUAUGAGACAUGUCCUGAUUUUAUUCUGUGGGAGAAAAGAACAGUAAUCCUUCAAGGCUUUGAAAUGGAUGCUUCAAAUCUGGGAGGCUGGUCCAUAAACAAACACCAUGUAUUAAAUCCACAAAGUGGAAUUGUACACAAAGGAAAUGGAGAAAACAUGUUCAUUUCCCAGCAGCCACCGGUCAUCUCCACUGUGAUGGGCAAUGGACACCAGAGGAGUGUCUCCUGCUCCAACUGCAAUGGUCUUGCACUCAACAGCAAACUCUUUGCCCCAGUUGCUCUGACUUCUGGGCCUGAUGGCAGUGUGUAUAUUGGAGACUUCAAUUUUGUCAGACGGAUCUUUCCCUCUGGAAACUCUAUUGGCAUAUUAGAGUUGAGGAAUAGAGACACAAGGCACAGUACAAGUCCUGCACAUAAAUAUUACUUGGCUGUUGACCCAGUAUCAGAAUCCCUUUACUUGUCAGAUACCAAUACCAGAAGAGUUUACAAAGCAAAAUCACUCAUUGAAACAAAGGACCUGGCCAAAAACGUGGAUGUGGUGGCAGGAACAGGUGAUCAGUGCCUCCCAUUUGACCAGAGUCACUGUGGAGAUGGUGGGAAGGCAUCAGAGGCGUCUCUCAACAGCCCAAGAGGUAUCACUAUAGAUAAGCAUGGAUUUAUUUAUUUUGUUGACGGUACCAUGAUUCGGAAAAUUGAUGAGAAUGGCGUGAUCACAACAAUAAUAGGUUCCAACGGCCUCACAUCAACCCAGCCAUUGAGCUGUGACUCUGGAAUGGACAUCACUCAGGUGCGGUUAGAGUGGCCAACAGACCUGACAGUGAACCCGCUGGACAACUCGCUGUACGUCCUGGACAACAACAUCGUCCUGCAGAUCUCUGAGAGCAGACGUGUGCGCAUCAUCGCAGGGCGCCCCAUUCACUGCCAGGUGCCCGGCAUCGACCACUUCAUCGUCAGCAAGGUGGCCAUCCACUCCACCCUGGAGUCAGCCCGAGCCAUCGCUGUGUCCCACAGCGGGAUUCUUUACAUUGCUGAGACUGAUGAAAGAAAGAUCAACCGCAUACAACAGGUCACAACCAACGGCGAGAUCUCCAUAAUCGCCGGAGCCCCGUCAGAUUGUGACUGCAAGAUUGAUCCUAAUUGUGACUGCUUCUCAGGUGACGGUGGAUAUGCCAAAGAUGCAAAGCUGAAAGCACCUUCCUCCCUAGCAGUCUCUGCUGAUGACACGCUGUAUGUAGCAGACCUUGGCAACGUUCGCAUCCGCGCCAUCAGCCGAAACAAGGCUCACCUCAGUGACACGAAUCUGUACGAGAUUGCGUCACCAGCAGACCAAGAGCUGUAUCAGUUCACCAUCAAUGGCACCCACCUGCACACCCUGAACCUCAUCACAAGGGACUACAUUUACAACUUCACCUACAGCGGAGAAGGGGACGUUGUCACCAUUACCAGCAGCAAUGGGAAUUCGGUGCACAUCCGCAGAGACACGAGCGGCCUGCCCCUGUGGGUCGUGGUGCCGGGCGGCCAGGUAUACUGGCUGACAAUAAGCAGCAAUGGUGUUCUGAAAAGGGUUUAUGCCCAAGGCUACAACCUGGCUCUGAUGACAUAUCCUGGAAACACAGGACUUCUAGCAACCAAAAGUGAUGAAAAUGGAUGGACCACUGUGUAUGAGUACGACUCUGAUGGCCACCUGACCAAUGCCACAUUCCCAACUGGGGAAGUCAGCAGUUUCCACAGUGAUGUUGAAAAACUGACGAGAGUGGAACUUGAUACUUCAAACCGGGAGAACGUGGUCACAGCUACAAACUUCUCAGCUACUUCUACAAUAUAUACUUUAAAACAAGAUAACACACAGAAUAUCUACCGGGUCAGCCCAGAUGGGUCUCUGAGAGUCACCUUCGCCAGUGGAAUGGAAAUCACGCUUAACACAGAGCCUCAUAUUCUAGCAGGAGUAGUCAGUCCCACUUUAGGGAAGUGCAAUAUCUCCCUUCCUGGAGAGCAUAACUCAAAUCUCAUUGAAUGGAGGCAAAGGAGGGAGCAGACCAAAGGCAAUAUCUCCACGUUUGAGAGAAGGCUAAGGGCCCACAAUAGAAAUCUGCUCUCCAUUGAUUUUGACCAUGUCACCAGAACUGGAAAGAUCUAUGAUGAUCAUCGAAAAUUCACUCUUCGGAUUAUGUAUGACCAGACGGGGCGGCCGGUUCUGUGGUCACCCAUCAGCAAAUACAAUGAGGUCAACAUCACUUAUUCCCACUCUGGAUUAGUGACCUAUAUCCAAAGAGGAACCUGGACUGAGAAAAUGGAGUAUGAUCCAAGUGGAAACAUCAUUUCCAGAACAUGGGCAGAUGGCAAAAUAUGGAGUUACACGUACUUAGAAAAGUCUGUGAUGCUCCUGUUGCACAGCCAGCGCCGCUACAUCUUUGAAUAUGACCAGUCAGACUACCUGCUGUCGGUCACCAUGCCCAGCAUGGUACGCCAUGCCUUGCAGACCAUGCUCUCUGUUGGGUACUAUCGCAACAUCUACACCCCGCCGGACAGUGGUGCGGCCUUCAUACAGGACGUCACCAGAGAUGGACGGCUUCUGCAGACGUUGUAUCCCGGGACGGGACGCAGAGUCCUCUAUAAGUACUCCAAACAGUCUCGACUUUCUGAGAUUCUUUAUGACACUACUCAAGUCACAUUUACCUACGAGGAAUCUUCUGGCGUUAUUAAAACCAUACACUUAAUGCAUGAUGGCUUCAUCUGCACCAUCAGAUACAGGCAAACAGGUCCACUUAUCGGUCGCCAGAUCUUCAGGUUUAGUGAAGAAGGGCUCGUCAAUGCCAGGUUUGACUACAGUUACAACAAUUUCCGUGUCACCAGUAUGCAGGCCAUGAUAAACGAGACGCCUCUGCCCAUUGAUCUGUACCGUUACGUUGAUGUCUCUGGCAGGACUGAACAAUUUGGGAAAUUCAGUGUAAUUAAUUAUGAUUUAAAUCAAGUUAUAACCACCACUGUGAUGAAACAUACCAAAAUUUUUAGUGCCAACGGCCAGGUGAUUGAAGUUCAGUAUGAAAUUCUCAAGUCAAUUGCUUACUGGAUGACCAUCCAGUAUGAUAAUAUGGGCCGGAUGGUGAUCUGUGAUACACGCGUUGGUGUAGAUGCCAAUAUCACACGGUAUUUUUAUGAGUAUGAUGCUGAUGGUCAGCUUCAGACCGUGUCUGUGAAUGAUAAAACCCAGUGGCGCUACAGCUACGACCUUAAUGGCAACAUCAACUUGCUGAGCCAUGGAAACAGUGCACGCCUCACUCCUCUGAGGUACGACCUUAGAGAUCGCAUUACCAGACUUGGAGAAAUUCAAUAUAAAAUGGAUGAAGAUGGUUUUCUCAGGCAAAGAGGCAAUGAGAUCUUUGAGUACAACUCUAAUGGUCUGCUGAACAAAGCAUACAACAAAGUGUCUGGCUGGACUGUUCAAUACUGUUACGAUGGUCUUGGAAGACGAGUUGCAAGCAAAUCAAGCCUGGGACAACACCUGCAGUUCUUUUAUGCUGAUCUCUCCAACCCAAUACGAGUUACUCACUUGUACAAUCAUAGCAGCUCAGAAAUAACAUCUCUGUAUUAUGAUCUUCAAGGUCAUCUCAUUGCAAUGGAAUUAAGCAGUGGAGAAGAAUAUUAUGUUGCUUGCGAUAACACAGGAACACCUCUAGCUGUAUUUAGCAGCCGGGGCCAAGUCAUAAAAGAAAUUCUGUACACUCCAUAUGGAGAGAUCUACCAGGACACUAAUCCAGAUUUCCAGGUUGUCAUUGGUUUUCAUGGAGGGCUCUAUGAUUCUCUCACCAAAUUGGUUCAUCUGGGUCAGCGGGAUUACGAUGUUAUUGCUGGCCGGUGGACAACACCAAACCAUCACAUAUGGAAACACCUGAAUGCUGUCCCACAACCAUUCAAUCUCUACUCAUUUGAAAACAACUACCCAGUUGGCAGGAUCCAAGAUGUUGCUAAGUAUACAACAGACAUUGGAAGUUGGCUAGAGCUAUUUGGUUUUCAGUUGCACAAUGUACUGCCUGGGUUUCCAAAACCAGAGAUCGAAGCUUUGGAGACAACAUAUGAACUUCUACAGCUUCAAACAAAAACCCAGGAGUGGGACCCUGGAAAGACUAUCCUUGGUAUUCAGUGUGAGCUACAGAAGCAACUCCGAAACUUUAUAUCCUUGGAUCAACUUCCUAUGACCCCCAGGUAUAGUGAUGGCAAGUGCUAUGAGGGAGUGAAGCAACCGAGGUUUGCAGCUAUUCCUUCAGUGUUUGGAAAAGGCAUCAAAUUUGCUAUCAAGGAUGGCAUCGUCACAGCAGACAUUAUCGGUGUGGCUAACGAGGACAGCCGGCGCAUCGCUGCCAUACUCAACAACGCUCACUAUCUGGAGAACCUGCACUUCACCAUAGACGGCCGGGACACACAUUACUUCAUCAAGCUGGGGUCUCUGGAAGAAGAUUUGGCCCUAAUUGGCAACACUGGAGGACGACGCAUCCUGGAGAACGGAGUGAAUGUCACAGUGUCGCAAAUGACUUCCGUGAUCAAUGGGAGGACUAGACGCUUCGCUGACAUACAGCUGCAGCACGGCGCACUGUGCUUUAACGUUCGCUACGGAACGACCGUGGAAGAGGAAAAGAACCAUGUCCUAGAGGUAGCCAGGCAGAGAGCUGUGGCUCAGGCCUGGACUAAGGAGCAGAGACGGCUGCAGGAGGGGGAAGAGGGGAUUAGGGCAUGGACAGAUGGAGAGAAACAGCAGCUUCUAAACACUGGGCGGGUACAAGGUUACGAUGGAUAUUUUGUUUUGUCAGUGGAGCAGUAUCUCGAACUUUCUGACAGUGCCAAUAAUAUUCACUUUAUGAGACAGAGUGAAAUAGGCAGAAGGUAACAAAGAAAAUCUCUGCCUUUGCGUCACCAAAGACUGCCUGUUUUUAAACG